Penicillium expansum is the source of this 2373-nucleotide messenger RNA. Its product is annotated as DUF803 domain membrane protein. Gene Ontology annotation, biological process: magnesium ion transport. Lineage: Eukaryota; Fungi; Ascomycota; Eurotiomycetes; Eurotiales; Aspergillaceae. The transcript has 2 exons. Gene Ontology annotation, molecular function: magnesium ion transmembrane transporter activity. Gene Ontology annotation, cellular component: membrane. The record is from RefSeq and is a predicted model, not a curated record. Bases 1 to 2373 code for a protein of 790 amino acids.
AUGGCAUCCUCACAGUCAUCGCUGGUAGCAAGCCUGCUGCCUGGUCUUCUUUCUUCCGCCGUUUCCCCGUCGAGGUCAUCCACAUUCGCAGCUUCGUCUAUCCACCAACUAUUCGUCCCACCAUCAAAUUCUACCUCAGGAACUCCCCAUGACCACGAUGGGGGUAACGGGGGAAACAUGCAUGAAUGGUCAUCGCUGAUUGGAAUUAUCACGGCUUUAUGCGGAAAUGUUUUGAUCUCGUUGGCUCUCAAUAUCCAACGCUACGCGCAUAUUCGGAUCACAAGGGAAUGGGAGCAGGACAAGAAUCGCAACGGGGAAUAUGGAAACAAUGGAACCCGCGCCGGGUCGAGGGGAAGAUCCCAGGCUCAAUACCGAGACUCUGAUCAGGAUGAUUUCGAACCUUAUCGCGACGAUGAUGGCGACGACACCGAGGGGAGGAACACUGGUUCGAGCUCGCGGGCCACUAGCACUGGAAGCAAGGAUGGCGCAUACGGCAACCGCAAAUCCUACCUCAAGUCUCCAUACUGGUGGGCUGGAAUCAUGCUUAUGGUUGUAGGGGAAAUGGGCAAUUUCAUGGCCUACGGCUUUGCACCGGCUUCGAUUGUUUCGCCAUUGGGAGUUGUGGCUUUGAUAUCGAAUUGUAUCAUUGCGCCAUGCCUACUCAAGGAAAAAUUCCGCAAGCGAGAUCUCUGGGGCGUGCUCGUCUCUAUUGCUGGUGCUGUGGUUGUGGUUCUCAGUGCCAAAUCAUCCGAGGAACAAAUUGGACCUGAUGAAAUAUGGGCGAACAUCACACGAUGGGAGUUCCUGCUUUAUCUCGGAUUGACCACAUCGUUGAUUAUCGGUCUCAUGUGGGCAAGCCACCCGUACGGCUCGCGAUCGAUUCUUAUUGAUGUUGGGCUCGUUGCAUUAUUUGGCGGAUACACAGCUCUUUCUACGAAGGGAGUCUCUUCGCUUCUGUCUGGCACAUUGUGGCACGUUAUUACAUUCCCUAUAACGUACCUGCUUGUCUUUGUCCUCGUCGCCAGUGCAUUGAUGCAAAUCCGAUACAUCAAUCGCGCUCUGCAACGCUUCGACUCCACGCAGGUGAUCCCAACACAGUUUGUUCUCUUCACUCUUGCUGUAAUCAUCGGAAGUGGGGUCCUUUACCGUGAUUUUGAAUCGAUAACGACUGAGCGCGCGACAAAGUUUGUUGGCGGAUGUGUGUUGACUUUCCUCGGGGUUUCCUUCAUCACGAGCGGUAGAGUCCGCGCCGACGAUGAGUCGUCAUUUUCAUCUGAAGACGAGGAGGGGUCCAUUGGUUUAGUCAAUGGCGAAAGGUAUCAUGACGGAAUUGAUUUGUCUCCGCCUGGACAUCAAUUGCCGAAGGCAUCAGAUGUUUCCAGAGAAGCACCAUAUGACGUUCCACAGUCCCCACGGGGGUCCAUAUUGAGCCAAGCCAUUGAUGGAGUUGAUGAUGAUCAGUCUACCCCUAGAGGCAUUCUCUCGGCCGCGCCCUCUUCGCCUCAUGGAUCUUUAAUCGGUGCAUCUCCUCUGUCUGCUCCGUCGUUUGACUUCACAUCACCACUGCGGCCCCCAUCUCGCAUGUCCAACCCAUGGGCAGACAUACAGGAUCAGGCUGUCGUGACACAGCAGUCUGAUAUCCGCCCCGUUACUCCCCCCGCACAUGAAGACGAGACACCACAAGCCUCGACAGUCCUCCUACGGUUCCCUCCUGCACCUGGUAUUGAAGAAACGGCGGGGGCCAAUGGAAACGCCGGUACCGGUACUGUCCGACGUGCUUCAACCCCCACGCUUUUAGAUCAAGCCAGCCACCCCGUUCGCAACGAGGCUACCCUCGAAACACCAUCGCGACGCGCUUUGCGUAACUCCAUCUCUCAUCGUUUCUCCCCUGGGCCCCUUCUUCCCACACUUUCCGGUGGCUUCACUGCCGUGGUCGCCGAUUCUAUCCGGCGUGGCGAUGGUAGUCCUCUCAAGGAUCGGACAAGGCGGCGAUUGGGACGUCGGCGUCACCUCGACGGCGCUUUUGCAGAUCCAUCCCUCGAGGGAAACAGUGAUGCGGCGCUUUCACUUGCAACUGCUCGACUCCAGUCCGCCACCAACCUAUCGGACAGCCCCGCGGAGGCUGGCCAUUCGACGUCAGCUGUGCCACCAGUAAUUAAUACCGUACCGGCACCACUCACCAACGAAGAUGCGACCCGUCUUCGCAGCUUGAGUGACUCGUGGAGCGGUGGGCUUGCGUGGCUGGGUGGUGCUCUCCGGAAAACUCAGAGCAGUAUUGCUGCUGCGGGAAUGCCAACACCCGAGAAUGAGACACAGCUCGAGCCAAGCCACAACGCCGGUGAUUCUGAGAUCGAGACGGAAUCUCGGCGAUAA